Messenger RNA from Peniophora sp. CBMAI 1063, 231 nucleotides. Lineage: Eukaryota; Fungi; Basidiomycota; Agaricomycetes; Russulales; Peniophoraceae. The record is from the annotation of a GenBank genome assembly.
CUCUGCGACGCGGCAGGUGUACUUUACCGCUCAAUCCGGCCUGCGCUUCCGGUGCGGUCUCCCAUGCACUCGCGCUUAUUCAUGCACUACCGCUUAUGCUCUUUGAGAGAACCUACUCGUCAAGUCUUGAGGCAAUCCGAGCUUAUGCGCGCGGGACGAGACGAAGCGAUGUGCGGCACGGCGUUCAUGCUCGUAGGGUGUUUGUAUGGUUGGAAGGUCCCCGUCUACUAG